Molecule: messenger RNA, 1761 nt
Organism: Synchiropus splendidus (mandarinfish)
Lineage: Eukaryota; Metazoa; Chordata; Actinopteri; Syngnathiformes; Callionymidae
Gene: wnt10b
Product: wingless-type MMTV integration site family, member 10b
Exons: 4
Coding region: 31-1200 (389 amino acids)
Biological process (GO): neuron differentiation; cell fate commitment; multicellular organism development
Cellular component (GO): extracellular region
Molecular function (GO): frizzled binding; cytokine activity
Source: RefSeq, a predicted model, not a curated record
AGUGGACCUGAGUUUUGAUGUCCCGGCGAGAUGGAACCGCAACCCCGAGUCCGUCCGGAGCGACUUUGGAUUGUGGCUGCGGCGCUUCUGUCACCUGCCUUCGUGGUGGAGAGCAACGACAUCCUGAGCCUGAAAGUGUCCGGGGAGCCGCCGUUGACGCCCAACUCUGUGUGCAUGAGACUUCCGGGCCUCAGCAAGCGGCAGGUGAGGAUGUGCGCGAGGAGUCCGGAGGUGACGGCGUCGGCCCUCCAGGGGCUCCAGGUGGCGCUGCACGAGUGCCAGAGGCAGCUCCGGGACCAGCGCUGGAACUGUUCCUCGCUGGAGAACCAGGGCAGGCUGCCCCAGCACAGCAGCAUGCUCAGCAGAGGUUUCCGUGAGAGCGCCUUCUCCCUGGCCCUGUUGGCAGCGGGCGUGGCCCACUCUGUGGCCUCGGCCUGCAGCCUGGGAAAGCUGCGAGGCUGCGGCUGUGAGGCCAAGCGUCGGCAUGGCAACGACAAGGUCCGGACGAAGCUCACGCAGCUGCAGCUGCAGACCAUGCAGAAAGGCGGAGUCGGUUACCUGGGCCUGGACCACCUGAAGGCCUCACGUGGAGAGCUGGCGUCCCUGCAGGAGAGCUGGGAGUGGGCCGCCUGCAGCCACCACGUGCGCUUUGGACAGCGCGUCUCCAGGGACUGGCUGGACUCCCGCGGCCCCUCCAGAGACAUCCACGCCCGGAUGAGGAUGCACAACAGCCGCGUGGGUCGACAGGUGGUUGUUGACAACAUGAAGAGGAAGUGCAAAUGCCACGGAACCUCGGGAAGCUGUCAAGUCAAGACCUGCUGGCAGGUGUCUCCAGAGUUCCGGCUGGUGGGCUCGCUGCUCAAGCAGAAGUUCUGGUCGGCCAUCUUUGUGGACUCUCAGAACAAGAACAGCGGCGUCUUCGAUCCGCCCAGCGGCCGCCGCGGCAUGGCGCGGGAGUUGGUGUACUUUGAGAAGUCUCCGGACUUCUGCGAGGUGUCGGUGGACUCUCCGGGGACCCAGGGACGCCUGUGCAACAAGAGCAGCAGCAGCACAGACGGCUGCGGCUCGCUGUGCUGCGGCCGCGGACACAACGUCCUGAAGCACACGCGCAGCCACCGCUGCAACUGCAGCUUCCACUGGUGCUGCUACGUGCUGUGCCAGGAGUGUCGCGUCACCGAGUGGCUCAACGUUUGCAAGUAGCGCCCCCCAUCUGGGAUCCAUUUUCUCUGUCCACUCGGAGAUUGAGGCGGUGACUCAGGUCAUCCGUCUUGGUGCCUUGUGUUUAGACGCCGAGCCGUCAGCCGUGACAACAAUAGGACCCCGACAGAAGCGACGGCCUGCUGACUCGUAGUGUUGUUUCCUCUUGUGAAUCUGGCCUGGGUGAUACUGUUUGUGAGUGGAGCCACUCAGGCACGGCACGUCGGGGGGCUGGGUCCCUCCCCAGGUGGACAGUGCUGCACGCAUCCAUCCGCUCACACAACAGCAGCAGCAUUCGUGAGUGAAGCGAUGACUGGCGCUUGACUUCCACUUGACCUUCACUCUCCAAUCCACACCGGGAUGGAUUUACGGGAGCAGCAUUCCGAGAUGAUCUGUGAACUGUCUCUGUCCCGUCUGCAGGCAGCGAUCGGCUUUAAUGCCAAUUAAGUCUUGUUUGUCUGGUCUGAGGCGCAGAUCUGCGACGCGCUGGAAUGGUGGCGCCGGCGGCCCGACUGUCUGUUUGACAUUUAGUUCCAGAGCGACGGGGACUGGCUGUGGAAUGAU